GAUGUUUGACGCGUAUUCUGCUGUGUUUGCUUGAUUUUUAGAAUACAGAUAAGUGACGACGACGGGAUGAAUGAAGAAUGCACAAAAAUUGAUACGAGUUGUUGAGUGCACUCAGGUCAUGGGUUCUUCAAAAUGGAGUUGGUUCACCUGAUCUUUUAAUUGCAGUAGAGCGAUGAAAAAAAGGUUCUCCCAAUUGGAUGGACUUGUUACCUGUCGUGGGCCUGUCCUGACUGUGAUGUGAUUUGUUUUUUUGUCCUAUUAGGCCAAUCUAAUCUACUCUAAUUUGUCACUAAAUGGUAGUCUUCCAACAUUCAUUCAGUGUGUCUAGAUCAAUGCGUUACUAAUUGACCAAGUCAGAUCCUUGUGGAAGGCUACGCAAGAAAUAAUUGAGAUCUUCGAAUUUGUUGGUUCUCAGCGUUUUUCAAAAUUGAAGCUCCUUCUCGUGGUCCGCGUAAAUUGUGAUUCAAAUCCGGCUUGCGUGAUCUAAAAAUUUGGACGUCCGUUGUCUUGGCUAGCAUGUUCUAUAACUGGUUGAAUUUGUAUUUCAACCGAUGUUGUCUUUGCCACAAUAUCUGCGCACUGAAAUCGAGUCGAUAAUCCUAUUCGUGCUACCUUGCAGGCAAAUCAAAGAAUAGAAGCAAUACCAAUAGUCGUAAAGACCUUAGAUUUUUUUUGUUCACUCAAAGUAAAAACAUCAACAAGAUGGCCACCAUGGCUCCUCAAGAGGGUGGCGGCAUGCCCGAGCAACCCCAACAACACCUCGACAAUGACAGAAAAGUCUUCGUCGGUGGUCUGUCCCCAGUCACAACCGAAGUCACUCUCCGAGCCUACUUUCAGCAGUUCGGCGAGAUCCAAGAAAUCAAGCUCAUGGAGUAGAGAAUUUUCAUGAUUUAGUUUGGGUUACAUUUAGAAAAUUUAGAAGUUCGAGUCAGAAAUUUAGAAGAUCUAAGAUUUGAACAUUUUUUUAGAUUUUGAGCACUUUUUGGCCUGUCGUCGAGUAUUUCUAAACGGCACCCUCUCUUCCACGGACCACGGCUGGACUAUAAUCUUUUCCAUCAUUUGAGUCCAAACCUUGUCAUCUCAGAGGGUCCUAUUCGCUACCGACUAACUCAUCGAAUGCCACCUUCUUGGAUGUCUCACAUCAUAUCAAUCAUGAUAUAAUUCCUCUCAGGUACUUCGACCAGAUGACGCAGCAGAAGAGAUCAAGGGGUUUUGCUUUCGUUGUGUAUGUCAGCAGUGAGAGUGUAGAAGCCGCCACCCAGAGCCGCCGCGUCCCGAUGGACGGAAAGGAUGUUGAGGUCAAGAGAAUCGACGAGCAGAGGUACUAUUUACUUACCAUGUUUUAGACUUAGUGCGUAGCACGUGUAGGUCGGGCAGCCGAUGUUUUGUCGUACCUAGGGCAUGUACUGCUACCAUCGUAAGAACGUUUUUCCAGGCCCAGUCUAGGGUGAGGGUUCCUAUCCUAUCCAGUCUACUUGAUAUUAUCAGAAAGUGAUAUAUAUUUAUGGAGAACUCUUACCAUGAUCUCCCAAUCACAGGUCCACGCACGAAGGCAAGAACGAAAUUGAAGCGCGAAAGAUUUUUUGCGGUGGAUUGGCGCCAACCGUCGAUGAUGUACUACUCGUCUAGAGUGUUUGUUUUAGAUUCAAUCGUUUAUGUACUACUCGUCUUGAGUCAGUUUGUUUUAGAUCCGUUUACUUUGCAUCAAAUCGGUGUCGUGGCUCUCCUUUAGGAGAUACCACGUCACUGAGUGGCCUCGGGACCCUUGCUGCUAUAUGAGAGGCGCCACGACAUGACAUGACGUGUGCCUUAAGGAUAGGGUCUGGAACGAGAUCAUUUGAGUCAGCAGGAUUUGUUUCGUAACGUCUGAGCUUGAAAUUUUCCGCAGAUCUAUUCAAUCAAACCAGACGUCAUUUUUCAUUAUUUCGUACCGUUUAAUCUACGCAUAAUGUCUCCAACACGAUCAGGCCAAGCUCCGUGAUUUUUUCAUGGCUAUGGAUCCGGAUCUUAUCGAAGCCCGCGUCAUGAUUGACCCGCAGACCGCACGAAGCCGAUGCUUCGGCUAUGUCACCUUUUCGCAGAAGGAAUUCGUCGACAAGGCAGUCGCUAACUCUGCAGCAAACUACAUCGAUUCCAAGUGGGUUGAUGUCAAGCCCAGUGGAGGCAAGGACGGCAAAGGCAAGGGCAAGGGAAAAGGCAAGGGUAAAGGCAAGGACAAGGGAUUCGGGGGCUUCGGUUAUGACGCUGGAAAGGGCGGAGGCUGGUACUAUUGAGUACUUGGUUGAGCAUGAAUUCAUGAGCUAGAUUCUAGAACUCGAUCGAGAUUCUAUUUUCGACCUGUCAUGUGGGAAACCUCGUGUUGUAGAGACUUGUCUGUAUUAUCCGUUCUACCCCUUUCUUCUUAGGAACCAAGGCUAUGGCGCUCAGCAAUAUGGAGGAUAUGGAGCCCAGCCGGCCUACGGUAUGCAGCAGGCAUAUGGUGCCCAGCAGGCUUACGCCUACCCGCAGCAACAGGCUUACGCCGCUCCGGCAGCCGGCUACCAGGAUCCGUACGCCGCUCAGUACGCCGCCGCAGCCCAGCAGUACGCCGCUCAACCGCAAGCAGCUGCUCAGCAGUACGCCGCUCAGCCAGGAUAUGACUACUCCCAGAUGGCCGCUCAACAGCAAUACGCCCAGCCGCAGGCAGCUGCAGCAGCGGAUCGUAUUUAUAUCUUACACCAUUCCGUCCUUUCAUCCAUUACAACUAAGAACUCCCAAAACUCCCUCCCGACCAUACUUGAGCGAACCCCCAUACCAUAGGUAACUACUAGGUAGAUCUAGUUGCACUGUUGUAGCUAAAAUAACUAAGCGGUAUCUUUUCCUCAUUAGGAGGUCACAGACUACUAGUUGAAUACUAGAUAUGCGUAGGCUUUAAAAGGUUAGUUUAGAUAGUUAGCUAAUAGAGGCACUUACCAUCGGACGAGAUUGCGAUACGAACCAGGCCAAACCGGUCGUUUCAGCUGUUUGAGUAGGUGGCUUCAGAAAGGUUUCGAUUCCGGUUAUCAACAUCUGCAGCGUAGGCGUAAUCGUUUCCAAACAACUACUUCUUGCUGAGUACUACCUCUCUCAUUGGGCGUCAGUAGUGCAACUAGUGGUUGCCACAGUUCGACCUCAGUCCGACUUCAUCUAACGAGCUUCUUCAUCAAAAGCUCUUCAGUAGUAUAAGCUAGCGACCCCCCCUUCGUUCCUCCGUCUACUUCGGUGUAGUACUUGACGUGACCAAGUUGACUGAUUUGGAUGAGCAACUACUUCUACUGCUUGGACUACAUCAACACGGUUGGGAAGAUUCUUGGCCUACAACCUCUUGAUCAAGUGGACUGACGAUACUACAACUACACUCGUUUGCUUCAAUGACGAUAAGUGGCUUGAGUACUUUGCUGCGCGCUCCUUCUUGUCGUCCUUGUAUGAGAAUUUAAGACUACGCACCAACAUGUCUCUCAUCAAGUUGAUUUUCAUUUAUCAACAGAGUAGCACAUUCACACAUGUUGUUGAGAAUGAGGACUGCACCUCCUUGAACUUUCCGGUGGUUUUUCUCUCUCAGUGGCUAUCUUCAUCCAGAGGGGCGCGCUCAAAGAUGAACACUUGUGUUGAUCACUUCUACUUCUUCAAGGAACUACAAGCAUGAAAAAACUUACCAAAUUUCGACUUCCAGGCCCGCUCUUCUUCUGACCAUGAUCCGCAGCACCGCUCGCAACGACACGAUAAUCGCGGCCGCAUUGGACGCGGUCAAUGCGGUCGCAUGGACGGCUUUGCGCGCACCCGCCUCGCCUUAGCUAGAUAGCUCUAAUUAGACGUGAUCAUGCAUAAUGGUCGUUUAGUUUAAGCCGCAUGUAGUCUGAAUCUGCAUCUAAUCGUAGGACUAGUAUUCGGGCACCUUCACACCUACAGUAGUCGCACGACUCGUGACAGUACCGCGGCCAUAUAAUAUCUUCUAGCACUCCACCGCAUGAGCACUGUACAGUAAGUGAUAGUCAUCCACAGGCCCUUUGUUUUGGGCAUAAUUGAACAGCAGUGUCUAUCAGCGCCGCUCGCAACAACUCCUUGUUGCUUGGGCGGAACCACUUUCACAUAAAACGUCCUUCGUUGUAUAAUGAUAAUAGUUAGAUCUACUUCCCUAACUCUCUCUUGGGAUAGUUCCUACCUUGUUCUUCCAAGUACUACAGAUACAGAUUGAGGAGCGUAGUUUUACGACUAUCUAUGGUAGUUUGAUUGUCUCUCUUUUCGAAUCAAAUUCAGCAUAUGCCGCCGCGCAGUACCAGCAGCGCGCUGGUCCCUACUAACUUUUGGGUUUAGAGGAGUUUGCUGAUCUUUAACGGAUGUUUCAUUUGCGAUGAGGAGAUUGCUUGAGCCUUUCGUAAGAUUGCUUGAGGAGAAGGAAUCGGCAAAUUGAAACCAAGCAAACGUUGAUGAGUAUCUAAAUCUAUUUGGGACAACUAUGAUCACUAUGUUGGAUGAAGACAACUACUUCUAAAAUGAUUGAGCCAUGACUACACACGCAGCAUAAUGAAGACUUCUCUCUGUAUUGAAGAAGAAGAAUGAAACCAACUUUUAUUACCUUUCGCCGGACAACACCCACACGACUAAUCGACACGUUGUCUGUUUGGGACCAACCGCUGCGCCACGGGGCUCCUACGGAGAAGGUUCAAUGACCUCGCAGUGAAAUAGGACAGGAGGGCAGACGCGUGUCGGGGUCACUUACUUUACUAAUUUAUUAUCGUUGAUGAUGACCUCAUAUCAAAUUGACAAAACCGUAUCUAAUCAUUGGACGCAUGAGCGUUGUAAUUUGAAGGAGAAGCAGGAUUGAACAAGAACUCAUUAUUAGUCUAUUUUCGCACAAUCUCUUUCGUUGAUAGAAUGAUGUUGGAGCCUUAAGUUGUACAAUCAGUCGUUCGAACUAGCCUUUUUUUGCUGAGGAAGACGAGUCACGCAUGAGAGACGAAUGAUUUGGCUUGAGAUGUUGCUACAACCUUGUCCCACAUAACGUAGCGCUCAGGCGGAGCUACUCGGAGGAAAAUGCAUACUUGACUGUUUUAGUUCCAACACAGGUGAACGCUUCGAUCACCUCGAAAAGAACAGCGCAACAAAAAUCAUCUCAUGGGUUUGUUGUUUGGCAACAGACCCCACAUUACUGAAGAGUCAGCAAUUUUCUCCCUAGAUCGAUUAACAGACGUGUCUCUAUACGCAGCAGGUCGGACAGUUGCGUACCAUCG
This is a messenger RNA of Amoebophrya sp. A25, 5249 nucleotides long. The record is from the annotation of a GenBank genome assembly. NCBI's taxonomy places the organism in Eukaryota, Dinophyceae, Syndiniales, Amoebophryaceae.